Ruditapes philippinarum (Manila clam) is the source of this 6828-nucleotide messenger RNA. RefSeq lists its product as uncharacterized. The coding region runs from base 125 to 1777 and encodes 550 amino acids. Lineage: Eukaryota; Metazoa; Mollusca; Bivalvia; Venerida; Veneridae. Gene Ontology annotation, cellular component: nucleus; site of double-strand break. The transcript is spliced from 10 exons. Gene Ontology annotation, biological process: double-strand break repair. The record is from RefSeq and is a predicted model, not a curated record. Gene Ontology annotation, molecular function: 3'-5' exonuclease activity; NAD+ poly-ADP-ribosyltransferase activity; DNA-(apurinic or apyrimidinic site) endonuclease activity.
UUGUCGAGAUUAAAUGUACACAGACACCGUUUGACUGACAUUUCCGUCAACAAAGAAUUGCUGAUCAAGCCAAAACGUGUCCAAUUUGUUUACCAUUAUUGGCCCUGAUUUUACUGCUAAAGAAAUGGCAGGUGUCGCAAAGAAGACGAAAGCAGCCGACGUUCCCGAAUGUCCGUACGGAGCAAGAUGUUACCGUAAAAAUCCUCAGCAUUUCAUUGAUUUCUAUCAUCCGAAAAAGGCUAAAACUGAUGAUUCUACUGACAGUACGGAUAGCCCUUCUACACCAAAACUUCCAGCCAAUGAUGAUAGCUCAUUACCUCCGUGUAAAUAUGGGGCUAAAUGUUACAGAAAGAAUUUGAUGCAUUUUGCUGAAUUUUCACAUCCAACAGCAGUUGUUAAAAGUGUUCAGAGUGAUAGCGGUGAUGAUACUGAUGUUGUAUCAGACGAAGAUGACCCACCUAAAACAUCAAAGAAAGAUGUUAAAAGUAGUGAUAUUCUUAAGCGUGGGAUGUCUUUGGUAAAAAGUUACAGUAAAAUGUCCGAGGAGGAAAGGAAGGAACUAAUCAAGAAAGCUUUCGAAGCAAAGAAAAAACUUCAAGAUGAAUUAGAGAAAACUAAAGAGGAGGUGAAGAAGAAAACACAAGAAGUUGAGAAGUUGAACAAACAGGUUGCUACAGGAUUAUUAUUUAUGGAUGGUGAAAAGGAAGCUCUGGAGGGGACAGAGGUGAAAUAUUUUCAGUUAGCACCAGAAAGGACAUACAAAGAAGGAUCUGCUGACCAGACUCAUUUCAGACUGGCAGAAUCCCAGUUCUAUAGACUUCUCUCAGGGAAUACUGGAAACUGGAGAAUGACUAAGGUGGAAUAUGUUGUUAACCCAGAGCUGGUCAAAGAGUUUCGAAAAUGUAGAGAAAAGUUGAAGUCUUCAAGAGGGGAAGAAUAUUCAUACCCAGUUCUAGGAUUUCAUGGAACAGAAGCCAAAAAUAUUACACCAAUAUGUGAGACAGGGUUCAAAAUACCAGGUGAUUCUGGACAUAAACAUCGUACAGAUACAGGAUGGUAUGGUAAAGGUGUAUACUUCAGUGAAUACCCAAAUUAUUCCAUGGGUUAUAUAUCAGGUUCAACAAAACUCCUCCUCUGUCAGGUUUUACCUGGCAAGGUUUUCAACUGUACAAAGUUAAUUCACGGAGCUGCACUCAAAUCAGGGUAUGACUCACACAUGUCCCCAUGUAAAAGAGAAAUUGUUAUCUUCAAUAAGUACCAUAUCUUACCAUCUUAUAUAGUCCACUAUCAGAACACAGUUGGUGAAUUUAAAUACAAGGAUGAUAUUGCCAAGAAAGGAGCUGGUGACUCAAAGCCGGCUGGUGGGUCAAAGCCGGCUGGUGGGUCAAAGCCGGCUGGUGGGUCAAAGGCAAAAGCAGGUGGAAGUAAAUUAACAUUCGAUGAACUUCAAGAUCCAACAGCACUUAACUUUAAAUAUUUCGAGGCUAUAAGCAAAAAGAAACCAUUGGGAUGCUUCAAUGGGUAUAAAAUACAAUUUACUGGGACAUUUCAAGACACUCAGUCAGAAAUGGUGAAUUUAGCAACAAUGCAUGGGGCCACGCAAGGAACGAAAGCUGUUUUUAACCUACUUGUGGCUUCUCAGACAGAAUUCGACAUCAAAACAAGCAAAGUUGUACAGGCAGAGAAAAAAAUGGUACCAAUUGUGGUGGAGAUGUAUAUAUAUGACUGUAUAAUCAAGAACAAGAAAUUACCUACAGACAAUUAUCAGUAUAAAUGAGAGCAACAUUUGUUUAAUCUUAAUUCUGGAAAUGUCAUCAUCUAUAAAACAGGCUGAUGUUAAACAGUGUGACCAGAAUUUACUUCCUUUGCAGCUAAUCUUAAAUUUGAAGUUAAAUUCUUGAAAUUUCAAUGAUCAGUUACGGUACUGUGUAACACAUAUUUAAUGAAUUGUAAGAAAGAUAGUGUCCAAACAUUCUUGAAUGAACCAUACAAUAAAAAAACACAUUCAAGCAGUAUUUUCUGGUGAACUUUUUGCACAUCUGUUGAUCAUGAAGCAUUGUACAAUGUACAUUUAAAACUGUACUAUUGAAAAUGGCAUGAAUAAAAGAAAUGUUUAUUCUGGUGAGUCAAUUAGUGAGAUCAGAGUGCUGUUAUUUAUUUACUUCUGUUUAUCAAUGUUGAAAUCAGGUGCAAUGGACCUUUUCGGUUUUUUGUAAGCAGAACAUUUAGCCACACCUUUUCCAUUUAUUGCUAGGUCAACUGUUCACAAACGGUAUCACAAACAUAACCAUGUGUUGUUUUUUGUUAACCAGGUCAACCAGUGACUGUAUUAUCUCAGUGUAGCAAUUGGAUUACAAGUUAGCCAAUUUGCAUAAAUCUGUAAACACUGGAAAAAGACAAAUAUUCAAUUAAAGUUUAUAGUUGCAAUACUUAUGAAUCAUGUUUAUGAUUUUUUUAAUUGACCAACAUGUUAUUAAGUUUACUUUAUUUAGUUAUGUGUGUAUGUUUUUGAUGUGUUUUACUCACAAUUUAUGUAAAGAAUAAGAUGUAACAUAAUAUAUUCAUGAGAUCAUCUACAUCAACAUCUGUGCCGCGUCAGGACAAAACCAACAUAGUGUGUUUGCGACCAGCAUGGAUCCAGACCAGCCUGCCCAUCCGCGCAGUCUGAUCAGGAUCCAUGCUGUUCGCUUACCAACCCUAUUACAAGUAGAGAAACUGAUAGCAAACAGCAUGGACCCUGAUCAGACUGCGCGGAUACGCAGGCUGGUCUGGAUCCAUGCUGGUCGCAAACCCACUAUGUUGGUUUUGUCAUGGCGCAGCUCAUUUAUUUUAUACCUAUAAUUUAUAAACUCUAAAAUGGCAGCUAAUUUUUCAACCAAAAAAAUCAUGAACAUUUGUUUGUUUUUAUUCAAAACAUGUGUAGAUGAUUUUGAUAUUACUAUCACAUGCAAACUUCUUGUUUAUAAACAUUCAGUUUAAAUGACACAUAUUUUAGUUUCAUUUACACAUUUUCUUUGCUCAUACCUCAUUGAUAAACAUAUGUAUAUUAACCCUCUAGAAUUUUUUUAAAGUCAUAAAUUUUACCAUUGUUAUCCUGUAUAUUUUUGUUUAUAUACUUUUAAUUUAUACUCUAAUACAUACUCUAAUUUUAUUUACUUUAUUCAUAAAUAUGUAAAUAAAUAUACAACUGUAUAAUGUUUUUAAAAUUAUCCCUCUUGAAAUGAAUUUGAAUGAUUUUUUUAUCUUCAAAUAUUUUGAUAAUUUCAUUUUAUUUUUACAUUCUACUUAUAAACGUUUCUCUUUUUUUUAUCAAUGAACAUAUAUUUAUAAAUACAUGUACUUUAAAAAGAAAAAUCAUGCUCUAGAAAACCUUUCCAUAUUUACAAUCUUUAUAAGCAUGAUUUUAAAUCAGUCUGACUUUACUUAUUUUCUAUAAAGGUUUUUCUGAUGUAACCAUCAUUGUUUAUUCUUGCAAUCAAAACAAUCUGAGAUAUGUUUGUAAAUUUGUAAAAUGUACAAUUGUAUAUUGAUAUUUAUUUAUAGGAACUGGACAAAAUAAUAACAAAUCUAAAACCCAAAAUUUUAAAUAAUAUCAUAUUGUAUUUUAUUCUGUAGUUUCUUGUAAUUACUUUAUAUAAAGAUGUGUACUGGAACCAGAAUUUCACAAAGUUGUUAUGAUCUUUUGUUAUAGCACAUUAAAAUAAUUGCAAUUUUUAGCAACUUUUAUCUUUGUAGAACAGUGUUGACUUAUGUACAAAGAAAUUUCCUUGCUUUCAUAAUGUAAGUUUUCACUGUAAUAAAAUAUAAACACAGUUUCUUGUGUAAUAAAUACUUACAUAUAUACAUGAUUUUAUCUCAUGUAGUAUUAUUUAUGUAGAAUAUAUUUUGUAAGUUUUAAUAUUUGUUAGGUAUUUGCUCUCAUUUACAAAUAAACAUGUCCUUAUAAAAUCAGUUACAGUACAUAUAUAUAAACAAUUUAUAAGUGAGGAUCACUUAGUUUAUAUAGUUUAGUCUAGGGUAAAAAUAUCUAAUUCUUUUUUCUAUGAAGCUAAAAUUCAAAGAGGUUAGAUAUUUGGCAUGUAGCAUCUCAUAGUGGAUCAUUAAUAAUGUUAUAUAAAUCAUGUCCCUGGUGUCAAAAUUGACCCCAGUCUUUGGGGUUUCUUAUUUUACAAAGACUUGUAUUGUUAAAAUGGCGCAAAAAUCUUUGUCAUCUAGAACAUAGAUGUUUGGCAUGUGGAUUCACCUUAAUAUGAUAGUCUACAAAUGUUAUAUAAAUAAUGCGGCCCUUGGUCCAAAACUAGUUCCAUCCUUGUUCAUUUAAAAAAAUAACAAACCCAUUACUGGUUUGAACAUUUUCAAGCAAUGUAUCUCAGGUGAGCAAUCCCUGGCCAUCAUGACACUCUUGUUUAGCAAUUUUGAUAAUUUUGACUGAAAUACUGAAAUGUCUAAAAAUAGCACAAUAUUUUUUGUGUAGAAUUAAAAAGAUAUAUGUUCUUGUGCAAGAGGAGGGAAAAUACAAGGCCUUGUCUGCAGUUUAAAGUUAGCAUCUUCAAUAGUUAGUUACACAAAAGUUAAAAAAUUUAUGUACACAUUAGUUGAUAUGAUAAUAGAUCGUAUAUUUUUGAAUUAACUACUUAUAUAUUACCCUUGACUUAGUAAAAUUUUGCAAUUUUCAACUUGUGUCGCAUGUAACUCAAAAAGUAUUUGACCUAGAGUCAUGAAACUUUACAGGAAUGUUGAUCAGCAUGUGUAGUUGUGCACCUGGGUAUUUUCGUCUGGAUAUUUUUAGUAUUUUUAGAGUUAUUGCCCUUGACUUCUUAAAAUUUUGCAAUUUUCAACUUGUGUCGCAUGUUACUCAAAAAGUAUUAGACCUUCAGUCAUGAAACUUUACAGGAAUGUUGAUCAGCAUGUGUAGUUGUGCACCUGGGUAUUUUCGUCUGGAUAUUUUUAGUAUUUUCAGAGUUAUUGCCCUUAACUUAGUAAAAUUUUGCAAUUUUCAAUUUGUGUCGCAUGUAACUCAAAAAGUAUUUGACAUAGAGUCAUGAAACUUCACAGGAAUAUUUAUCAGCAUGUGCAAUUGUGCACCUGGGUAUUUUCGUCUGGAUUUAUUAGUAUUUUUAGAGUUAUUGCCCUUGACUUAGAAAAUUUUUGCAAUUUUCAACUUGUGUCGCAUGUAACUCAAAAAGGAUUUGACAUAGAGUCAUUAAACCUUACGUGAAGGUUGUUCAGCAUAUUUAGAUUUGCACCUGGGGUUUCGCUUGUGGAUUUAUCCAGUAUUUGUAGAGUUAUUUCCCUUGACUUAUUAAAAACUGUUUCAUUAUGUUGUUAUUUGUUCCUUGAGUGCUUGAGUUAGAAUCAACCAACUUUACAGGAAUAAUAAUCAACAUAACUAAAUUACAGGAAUAAUGAUUCACAUCACUGUGAAGCUAUGCACCUGGGACUUUGCAUGUGGAUUUUUUUCAGUUUUGUUAGAGUUAUUGCCCUAAACUUACAGUAGUAUAAAUUUGCAAUUUUCAACUUGUUCAUGCAUAGCUCAAAAAGUAUUUCACUUGUAGGCCUGAAAGUUUACAAGAAUGUUGGUCAGCAUGUGUACUUAUGCACCUUGGGGUUUGCUUGUGGAUUUAUUCAGUAUUUGUAAAGUUCUUGCCCUUUACUUAGUAAAAGAUUUUUAGUUUCCAAAAAUAUUUGACCUAGAGUCAUAAGAUUGACAGAACAUUGGUGCGGUGGGGGCACCCGUGUCCUAUGGACACAUUUCUAGUUUGUAUCAUUAUAAUAAAUUGUAACGUAAAAUAGUGGAUGGAUUCCCAACCCUAUUUUACCUAUUACGGUGACAAUAAACAGAGUUACCACUUGGGCUUAAAAAAAACACACAGGCCAGUUCUAAAUUUAAAGGAGUAGUUGUACAUUAAGCACAUUUAGCAUUUCAUGGUUUAGAAUUUGAUACUUGGAAAUAUUAGUUUGAUGAGAAUUAUCAGUAUUAUAUUAGAAUAUUUGUGUGAAGCAUGAAUAGAUAUAACCAGAUCGUAACUAUGAUAUUAAAUGAUAUGUAUUAUUCAUGACCAAACAUGUCUGUCAUUUGAUUUAAUGUACUUCAAAGAAAUGUCAAAAAAUGUAUCAUGUUUUAUUCAGCUGCCAUUUGAAUAAGUAUUUCACAAGCUUGGUAUAAAAAUGAUCAUUAUGUACUUUUCUUGCAUAUGACAAAUGUGUGUUUUUGUUUGCUUGUUGUUUUUUCUUCUGUUAGUUAUUUUGCAUUAAUGUUCAUUUGUAUUAAUAGCUCUGUGGGAGUUAUGCUUAGUGCUUACCUAUUGAGGUGUCUACUACUCAGGUAUACAUUGUUCACCACUAGGUGAACUGAUAGGACUCUAUUAGUGCCUAUACCAGGGAAUACACUAAAAUAAUGUUUGCAAGAAGUUCAUAAUAACAGAAUCUUGUAUCUUAAUACAUGCUUUAUUUUAUUAAUUUAUUAUGAUACAGAAAUGUAAAAUAUUAAACUGAAUGCCUUGUGCCAUUUAGUAUUCUCUUUAAAAGAAUAUUUUUUAAAUAAAUUAUUUUUAUUUAAAAUUGUUGAAGACUAAGCAGUGUUUUAAUGCUAUCAUACACAUCAUAAAACAUUUAUUUAUAUUUGUUUUUGUUGUAUUACAGAUAUUUACAGCCUAUUUCAUGUGAUAUUUUACACUCCUGUUCUUUUUUAGACUACAGAGGCAGUACAUAACUUUGUUACAUGUAUUGAUUUUGCUUUUUAAGAUUUUGUGAAUUAUUAAUGUAUAAGCUAUGUUUGUCAGUUUUUUUAAGCAAUUUGCAUGUGUAGAAUAAAAUUUUAAAAACUUA